AUGGGUGCGUUCGUCUUGGACGAUUUUCCGAUUACAGUGCUCACGCUAACGAUACCGAAUAUGAACCAUUCACCUUGGGAUAAGCGCUAUAUAGUAAGAAAUAUCACGUUAGCUUCAAGACGAACGCAAAUUAUUCGUGCACAAUCAUUGCGACGUCGGACGUUAUCACUUUAUGAGUUAUCAGUGUUAUCACGUAACUCGUCAAUUUAUGAAAAAUUUAAUGUAGGGAGAGCAACUGCAUUGAAAUGGGUAAGAAGAGUGGUUAACGCUUUAGACAUUCUAGCACCUGCUUUUAUUGUAUGGCCUAAUGAGGAAAGAGCAAAGGUUAUUAGAAAUGGAUUUAUUGGCAUCAGUAACCUUCCUAAUGUCCUCAGUGCAAUAGAAGGGACCCACAUAAACAUACCGACACCUCAUGAUCAUCCAAAGUCUUACGUUAACAGAAAAGGUCACCACUCAAUUCAACUACAAGCUGUUUGUGAUCAUCAGUGUAAGUUAAUUCACUGUUAUGCCGGAAACGUUGGUUCAGUUCAUGACCAACAAGUGUUUCGUUUGCCUGAAUUACACUAG
Molecule: messenger RNA, 567 nt
Organism: Aphis gossypii (cotton aphid)
Lineage: Eukaryota; Metazoa; Arthropoda; Insecta; Hemiptera; Aphididae
Product: putative nuclease HARBI1
Exons: 3
Coding region: 1-567 (188 amino acids)
Source: RefSeq, a predicted model, not a curated record